GUGUCGGAGCGGGGUGUCCCCUCUAUGUCCAUGUGACGGUCGUGGGUUAGCUAACAUUUAGCAAGAAAGUCUCUGUAGUCCUUCGUAGCGCCGGCUUGAGAAAAUCCCGGAUUCGACCCUCAGUGAAGGCUACACUGUCGUAGUUUUUGCGUUGUGUUUUUGGGCUAUUAGCUCUCCAGAGUCCUAAACAUAUAUAUCCAAAUGACAUAGCCACGACUCGGUACUUAAGGAGUGGCACAGUAAGACCUUAACUCAAAAUGCACCCUGACCUUUCACCUCACCUCCACACGGAUGAGUGUAAUGAACUAAUAACACUUCUACGUCAAUGCCACAAGGAGCACAAUGUCAUGAGGUUCUUUGGCACGUGUAAUGACGCGGACCGGGCUAUGCGGCAAUGCCUGAAGAAAGAGGGAUACAAGCCCAGGGCUCCCACUGAUUCAGUGAAUUGAGGUUGGCGAAACGGGAGCGCAGCAGGCAGCAUGCCAAAGAGAUGGAAAGGAAGCUGAAGGAAGGGCCAAAGGAUGAGUUCUGAAGGAGAUUUGACUGCAUUCUCGCUUCAGACGAGGGAGAGUUGGGGAACCAGAAUAUUGAGACUGACACCAAGAUCAUUAUAAAACAGCCUAUCCUGUUGCUGCAGCAUCUUCACAUAACCGGGGUCAUAGCCCGUCCUAGUGUUUCUCUGUCCUAGUGUUCCUCUGUGUAUUCACUGGAGUUACCGAGAAGGCGGGCUUUGUUGGCUAGUUUAGCUGAUUCAGCUGUGGCGAUGUCCACUACCAAUACAUUUUGUCUGCAGAUUUUAUGAUGACUACCAGUACAUAAACUCUGUGCACCAAGUGGGUAUAGAGUGUAGUAUAGACCUCACAACCUACACCUUACAGUCUGUAUUAAAACUACUAUUUAUUGACAUGUUAUAGUAUGUAAUAUCCAUUUUGUGGGGCAUUUCUUGGGGUGGAGUUUUAAGACGCAAGAUAAAAGUUUUGUGUCCUGACUUGUACUGACUUAUACAAAGCUGCCAUACACUUUUUUUUUUUUGUGAAAAUGUUUUAAAUCAGGGUUUAUUUGAAUAAGGAAUCAUAUUGAUUCAAGAAGUUUGACUCCUUUCGAAUAUGGUGUUGCUUAUA
Messenger RNA from Lampris incognitus (smalleye Pacific opah), 1121 nucleotides. RefSeq names its product C-x(9)-C motif containing 2 (gene cmc2). Gene Ontology annotation, cellular component: mitochondrion. The transcript is spliced from 5 exons. Lineage: Eukaryota; Metazoa; Chordata; Actinopteri; Lampriformes; Lampridae. The record is from RefSeq and is a predicted model, not a curated record. Bases 258 to 449 code for a protein of 63 amino acids.